Cryptotermes secundus is the source of this 1591-nucleotide messenger RNA. RefSeq lists its product as uncharacterized. Lineage: Eukaryota; Metazoa; Arthropoda; Insecta; Blattodea; Kalotermitidae. The transcript has 2 exons. Gene Ontology annotation, biological process: regulation of transcription by RNA polymerase II. The record is from RefSeq and is a predicted model, not a curated record. Gene Ontology annotation, cellular component: nucleus; transcription regulator complex. The coding region runs from base 342 to 1280 and encodes 312 amino acids.
GUGUGAAAAGGAGGUCUUACGGCAAGAAAAAUCGUACUACCGAUUGCUACCGAUAUCGCUGUGUAUGUGUGUUCCUCUGCACGUUCACACACAGCGACAUCUGCCGUACGACGUCCGUCCGGUUCAUGUCGCUUCAAGUAUUAGAAUAUAAAGUGUUAAUCUUAGCUUUCAUACGUGACAUGCGACAUCUACCGUACGACAGUCGGGUCGCAGCAUUAGUGGGUGAUGGAAUCCAGCUCUGUGGUUCACAUUACGCGGCUUCAUCCGUAUGAACCCUCGACCGUCUGUUUCGCGUUAUUGCAUUAGUUCUUAUCGUAUUGUUGCGAAAUUGGAGGAAAAAAAUGAGUGGCAUUGAUGUUAACAAGAAAUUGUUAAUAGCGUUGAUUGAAGAAAGGCCAGUAUUAUGGGAUAAAAGUGAUGAUACAUACAAAGACAGAAAUACUACGAAGGAAGCUUGGAAUGAAGUUUGUUUGGGGUUGAAAGAAGAUUUCAAAACAUUGAAAGACUCAGAAAGAAAUGUAUUUGUAAAAGAAGUUAUAAAAAUAUGGAGAAACAUCAGAGACGCUUAUGCUAGAACUUGUAGAAAAAGAAAUGAAGACAAAACGAGCGGAGCUGGGGCAUUCUUUACAAGGAAAUACUUGUAUGCUGAACAAUUGCAGUUCUUGUAUAACCUGGAUUGUGAGCGCAAAACACCAGACAGCCUAGACAGUGACAAAACCCCUGAGGAAAACUCCGAUUUACCACCUACUGACCAGGAACCCUCCGGAUUAGAAACAAAUGAUCAGGAAGCUGCAUGUUUUAAAAAGCCAUCUCCCAGAAUGGAGAAAAAAAAAUGUCGCUAUCGUGAACCAGAUCAGGUAGAAAUGAGAAUUUUGGCAGCACUAGAAAAUGAAAAACCAAACAGGCACUUGUCUUUCUUUAAAGGUGUUAUUCCUUCCCUUGAAAAAUUUGACGAUGAUGAGAUCAUAGAAUUUCAGAUGGGAGUGUUGCAACUUGUGAGCAACAUCAAACGACGCAAGCGAAUGAACACCUCCCAAUGUGGCUCAAUGUCCACGUGUGAAGGGAGACACUGGGACCUACAGCAACCGUAUCUACAGGAGAAUUUCAGAAGAGUGACAACACCAUCACAACAGCGUGCAUCCCAGUACUAUCAGAAUUUCAGCAGCCAACUUACUCAAUUAACUCCUGCUUCCUACACUGAAAGUUGUCCAUCCCCUGCGUCAUCUACUUGUUCCAACUCAAACAGCACUUCGGAUUCAUUUGAUUUCUGCUCACAAUAACUUGCAGACAAGACACUUUUUAUUUGGUACUUUUAUAACUUAUUUUCCAACAUUUGCAGAUGUCAUUCUUUGUAAUCAGUACUUUUUUAAAAUUUGUAAAAUAAACAUUAUUUCCACGUCUCAAAAGAAUUUAAUUUAACUUACCUUAUUGCAACAGCAAGCAUCUGUACAGGUGGAAUACAGUUCAGUUUGGUAUUUUGGCGUCGGUGUUCUCCAGUUCAUCAAAAGAUGAAGCAGACAUUUGAAAAUACAGUAAAACUUGGUUAUAGCAACAUCGGUUUCUGCGACACCUUGUCUAUUGCGUCAAAUAU